Messenger RNA from Lolium rigidum, 2490 nucleotides. Its product is annotated as beta-galactosidase 1-like. Gene Ontology annotation, biological process: carbohydrate metabolic process. NCBI's taxonomy places the organism in Eukaryota, Viridiplantae, Streptophyta, Magnoliopsida, Poales, Poaceae. Gene Ontology annotation, molecular function: beta-galactosidase activity; carbohydrate binding. The record is from RefSeq and is a predicted model, not a curated record. Bases 1 to 2490 code for a protein of 829 amino acids. Gene Ontology annotation, cellular component: cell wall; vacuole. The transcript has 16 exons.
AUGCGGACCUCUACCUCAAUGGCGCGCGCGGCGCUGGCGCUGGCGCUGACGGUGCUGGUUCUCUCCGCCGUCUGCAGCUUCCCCGGCGCGAGCUGCACCAAGGUCUCGUACGACGACCGUGCCCUCGUCAUCGACGGCGAGCGCCGCAUCAUCCUCUCCGGCUCCAUCCACUACCCGAGGAGCACGCCCGAGAUGUGGCCCGAUCUGAUCCAGAAGGCCAAGGACGGAGGUCUCAACACGAUCGAGACCUACGUCUUCUGGAAUGGCCAUGAGCCACGCCCUCGUGAGUACAACUUCGCGGGAAACUACGACAUCAUGAGGUUCUUCAGUGAGGUCCAGAAGGCCGGCAUGUACGCCAUCCUUCGCAUUGGCCCCUACAUCUGUGGCGAAUGGAAUUACGGAGGACUGCCUGCUUGGCUGCGUGACAUCCCUGACAUGCAGUUCAGACUUCACAACCAGCCUUUCGAGCACGAGAUGGAGACUUUCACCAAGCUGAUAGUGAACAAGAUGAAGGACGCCAACAUGUUCGCUGGGCAGGGAGGCCCCAUCAUUCUCGCUCAGAUCGAGAACGAGUACGGGAACAUUCAGAGUGGCUUGCCCGACCAGCAAUCCGCCACCAAGUACAUCCACUGGUGCGCGGAGAUGGCCAACAACCAGAACGUCGGCGUGCCGUGGAUUAUGUGCCAGCAGUCCAACGACCUUCCACCCAAUGUGCUGGAAACUUGCAAUGGUUUCUACUGCCACAACUUCAAGCCCAAAGAAAACAUGCCUAAGAUAUGGACGGAGAACUGGACUGGAUGGUUCAAAGCCUGGGACAAGCCAGAUUAUCAUAGGCCCGCUGAGGAUCUUGCUUACUCGGUCGCCAUGUUCUUCCAAAACCGUGGAUCAGUUCAAAACUAUUACAUGUAUCAUGGCGGAACGAACUUUGGCCGUACUACUGGAGGUCCAUACAUCACAACUUCCUAUGACUACGAUGCACCUUUGGAUGAGUAUGGUAACAUUAGGCAACCUAAAUAUGGCCACUUAAAGCAGCUUCAUGCUAUGCUGACUUCCAUGGAGAAGCAUCUCGUCUACGGCCAGCAAAACGAAACCAGCUUCGACGACAAAGUCAAAGCGACAAAGUACACCUUGGACGAUGGCUCGUCUGCCUGCUUCAUCAGCAACAGCCAUGACAACGAGGAUCUUAAUGUGACCUUUGAAGGGUCUACUUACCAGGUACCAGCAUGGUCCGUCAGCGUUCUGCCUGACUGCAAGACUGUCGCAUACAACACCGCUAAGGUUAAGACACAGACAUCUGUGAUGGUGAAGAAAGAAAGUGCGGUCACCCAGGGUUUGAAGUGGUUCUGGCUUCCUGAACUCUUGAAGCCUUUCUGCACCGAUCGUAGCGGCUCCUUCAGAAGAAACGAGCUCCUGGAACAGAUUGUUACAGGAGCUGAUAAGAGCGACUACCUGUGGUACAAGACAAGUCUGACCAGUGGUGCGGAAGAGGAGUUCACGCUGUAUGUGAACACCACCGGCCAUGAACUCUAUGCAUUUGUCAACGGGGAGCUCGCUGGUUACAAGCACUCCAUGAAUGGGCCAUAUAUCUUCCAGUUCCAGGCUCCGGCGACAAUGAGAGCCGGCAAAAACUACAUCUCCCUCCUCAGUGCUACCGUCGGCCUCAAGAACUAUGGAGCCUCCUUCGAGCUGAUGCCCGCUGGUAUUGUCGGUGGGCCGGUUAAGCUGGUUCGUCCCGACAGCAGCGCCAUUGAUCUUUCCCACAGCACCUGGACUUACGAGACUGGCUUGUAUGGUGAGAGCAUCCAAAUCCAUCUGGACAAGCCUGACCUCGAGUGGAGCUGCCACCCCGUCGUCCCAGUCAACAGGCCCUUCAGCUGGUACAAGGCUCUCUUCCACGCUCCUGAUGGUGAGGAUGCCGUGGUGGUGGACCUGGCUGGCCUGAACAAGGGCGUGGUGUACGUGAACGGCCGCAACCUGGGGCGCUACUGGCCAAGCUACAUCGCGGGCAACAUGGACGGCUGCCACCGCUGCGACUACAGAGGGGCAUACAAGACCUGGGACAACCAGGAGAAGUGCCUCACUGGCUGCCACGAGAUCGGCCAGCAGUUCUACCACGUCCCGCGGUCCUUCCUCAACGCUGGAGGGCUCAACACCAUCGUGCUGUUCGAGGAGGCCGGUGGCGACCCGACCAAAGUGAACUUCAGGACGGUGGUCGUCGGGUCGGUGUGCAUCAAUGCAGAGAAGGGCGACAGCAUCACGUUGGCGUGCGCAAACGGUGGGACCAUCUCCAGCAUCGAAGUCACGAGCUUCGGUGUGGCCAAGGGCCAGUGUGGCUCGUACGAGGGAGGCUAUGAGUCCAAGCCAGCCAUGGAGGCGCUGUCGGCGGCAUGCCUUGGAAAGGAGUCGUGCACCGUGCACUAUACUGACGAAUUGGACUCUGCUGGCAGCGAGGGAUCCGGCGGCGUGCUCACCGUCCAGGCUACAUGCUAG